Molecule: messenger RNA, 1044 nt
Organism: Fomitiporia mediterranea MF3/22
Lineage: Eukaryota; Fungi; Basidiomycota; Agaricomycetes; Hymenochaetales; Hymenochaetaceae
Exons: 2
Coding region: 1-1014 (337 amino acids)
Source: RefSeq, a predicted model, not a curated record
AUGCCCCUCGCACAGCUUCCCCUCGACGUCCUCGACGUCCUUUGCCAAUUUAUUGACCAGCCCGACCUCGUUGCCCUUGCUGUCGCCAGCCCGUUGUUCUGCCCUUUUGCUCAGCGCUACCUCUACCGGCGCAUCGCGCUCACAAAGCCUGCGCAUGCUGUUCGCUGCUUCAAGACACUACAUAGGAGACCCGAACUUGCUCGCCAUGUCCGCACGCUGUCGCUCAGACUCGAUCCAAAUGCCUCCCUGCUUCGGCCAUUUGUGGAUUUAUUAGGAGCGGGCAUAGCACAUAUGCACAACCUCGCUUCUCUGGAUGUGGUCAUCCCUCAAGCCGCCAGUCGUGCCUUUUUCGCAGCCGAAACGCACGGAACAUUCUACACGCGACUCGUCCACUUUUCUUGUAAUCUGCCACUCGACGAAAGUAUCUGUUCCUUUCUACAGCGCGUCCCCGCGGUCAAAGAGCUUCAGCUCGGCGAGCACGCGGCCUCUUUGUCCUCAUCUUCCAGGACGCCGUCCGCCCAUGUGCUGCCGGCUUCCGCGCUCCCCAAUCUCGCGUGUUACAUGGGACCAAGUGAUGCUGCGGCGGUUCUCGUCCCAGGCCGGCCGCUUGAGAGUGUGCAUCUGUACCCUGGGGAGCUUUCAGAGCAGGUUCUUGACGCGCUCUCGCGCGCUUCUUCUCCAAUUACCGUAUUCGGUGCACUCACGCACUCGCUAUCCCCAUCCAUUCUGCGGUCCCUGGCACAGAGCCUCCCACACCUCCACUUCCUUCGCAUCAUGACGAUGUAUCAUGCCUCUGAUCAGCCUGACGAGACAUUUUACGGUCAGGUCGUUCAGAUACUUUCCACGCUUCCCGAGCUGGUCAGCGCCGAACUUGCAGGCUUCCGGUGGUUUUCCUGGAAGGAUGCAGCGGCGGAGGGCGGUCAUGUUAAGCCUAGUCCGGCUAGGGCACAUGCUGCUGCCGCCACACCAAACGAAUCGCCUGGUGAAGAUGCCAUUGACACCGGUUUGUAUUAGACUUUGCUGUUUCUGUCUUUUGGUCAUGGG